Molecule: messenger RNA, 2384 nt
Organism: Hemibagrus wyckioides
Lineage: Eukaryota; Metazoa; Chordata; Actinopteri; Siluriformes; Bagridae
Exons: 6
Coding region: 228-836 (202 amino acids)
Cellular component (GO): NURF complex; MLL1 complex
Source: RefSeq, a predicted model, not a curated record
GCGGACCGAGGUAGGAUUUUGACCAAUGAACAUCGGCGAUCAGGAGCGGAACCUUUAUGGCGCACUAAUGCCAUUAUUUAGUUCAAAACAUUAUUUUAUCUAAUGCAGUAGAAAAGUGAUCACUGGGUGUUUGUGAAACAUCAGUUGUGUAUAAGUGAACUAAACUGGAAGCGCUGUAACGCUGAUUUUUGUCGCAACAAAAUCAGCUGGUUAGAUCAGACGGAACAAUGACCUCGGCAUCAACAAAGGUUGGUGAGAUCUUCUCUGCAGCAGGAGCUGCUUUUACCAAACUAGGAGAGCUCACCAUGCAGCUGCACCCGGUGGCGGACUCGAGUCCAGCAGGAGCUAAAUGGACGGACACAGAGAUUGAGAUGCUCCGGUCAGCUGUUAGGCGUUUUGGUGACGACUUGAACGCACUCAGCUCGGUCAUCAAGAAGCGCACAGUGGCACAAAUCAAGACCACAGUCAAGCGGAAACUUUAUGAAGACAGCGGAGUUCCUUUGUCUUCUGACUCCCCAAAGAAAAGUACCAAGAAGGUCCCAGUCGCCACAGCUCCCCCUCCACCACCCACAAUCAUAGCUGUACCAACAUCUCAGGUUGUAGUGUCGGCAGGCUUACAGGGUCCUUCUACAGGCUCUGCUAGCAUCAAGAAGCCAAAAACUGCAGAUGUUACUCUCAGUGCUUUGAAUGAUUCAGAUGUAAACAGCGAUCUGGUAGACAUCGAGGGACUCGGUGACAGCUCUGCAACAAAGAAGCUCAACUUUGAUCAAGAAAGUCUGAACCUUGACUCAAGUCUCAUCAUGAACUCCAGUGACCUGCCCCUCCUGUCCCGCUGAAUCCAUUCACAAAACAUAAAACUGUAAAUAAAAAAAAGAAAAGAAAAAAGGAAUAUUAUAUCAGACCGGGCUGAACCUUCACAAAACAGCCCAGGCCAGGAACUGGCCUCUUUGAUUUUUACUAUAUUGAUGGAUUCUGAAACAGGUAUAGUUUUCAUGCAAGGUCAGAUUUUUAAGGCUAAUGGAAAUGUGUUUCAUUUUAUAUUCAUUCUAUUGGCCUCAGAUCACAGAUCAUCAAUGUCUUACCGUUUUUGUCAUACGACACCAAUACUUAUAAUUAUUGUCUAUUAUAAAUUCAUUUUAAAUAAAAUUUUAUAUGUUGGUCUUAUGUAAAUGCAUUCAUUUUUUAUCAUCUUUGGGAAUCUCUUCCUCUGUCAACUGUCUAUAAAUACAUGAUAAUGCUAUUUUCCAGUACUGUUUGUCCUCGUGUCAGCUUAUGUAACUUCUAACUCUAAUUUGUCCAUUAUGUCCGAUUAAUAGUAAUCUGCAUGCAUUCUGCAUGUGACUGAGUGCAACACUUGUGUACUCUUUGCUUGUUUGUUUGCAUCAAAGGUCAUCACUGCAUGUAUGAAGUGACUAAAACAGUCUGAAAUAUCUAUUUGUGAAAGAGUUGUAAAAGGUUAAAUUCACUUUUUGUUGGGUGGUCUAUCCUUUGCUCACAGAGGCUCACUGUCAAUAAUUGUGUUUUGAUAAAUUAUACAUAAGCAAUUUAAUAUAAGGUCAAAUCUAUUUAUUCCUGAACAGAUAUUCUGUGACCGCAAUUUUAAACACUGGUCUGGUGUAAAGCAUUGUUUACUUGGCAAUGUGCAAGUAAUGUAAAUUAAUUCAAUUUAAAAAAAAAAAAAAGCUACACUUUCUUCAGUUCUUCUGAGAAACCAGUGAAGAAGGUUCCAAUUAAGUAUUUGUGUGGCUUGUAUGACAGUGCUCUAAAUUACACUUGAUUGGGUAAGCACAAAUACAAAAAAAUAUCUGCAGAGGACCACCUUUAUAUCCAAGAAAUGUUCCUUAUUGAAAAGGAAAUUCUCAAUUUUUGAGUAAAAAAUUAUGAAUUCCAGUGUAGAUCCAGAUAAUGUGCAAAACUGUGGCUUCAGACAAAUCUUUGUUGUCACAUAUACAUAAACUCAAUUUAUCCUAGCCCACUGAGCUCUAAUUGUUCCAGCUAUGAGUGCCACUGAUAACCCAAUAAAAUAAACCAGAAACCACAGUCUCUGCUAAAAGCAGCUGUGUGACAAAUGUUGAAUGACAGACAACAAAGUUUUCUAAACACUUACAGGGUGUAAAAUGUCAGUUACACAAAAACAUUAGUGCUGUUUCUGUAUAACAUGCUAAUUCUGAAAUGGACACACAAAGCCAUGGUUUAUACAUAAAAGGAAAUGGACAUCAUUUCAAAUCCAUCUUAAUUUUCCAUGAAAAUCCAUUUCAUAUAUCCUGCAUAGUGUAAUUAUCUAAGUGACCAUUACAUAACCAUGGAAUUCACAUUUUGUGGUGCGUGUGUGUAUGUGUUUGUGUGUGUGUGUAAAUAAAAAUUAAACUUCAACAAACUUUAAA